This is a messenger RNA of Trichosurus vulpecula (common brushtail), 366 nucleotides long. RefSeq names its product galanin and GMAP prepropeptide (gene GAL). The record is from RefSeq and is a predicted model, not a curated record. Gene Ontology annotation, cellular component: extracellular region. The transcript has 5 exons. Bases 1 to 366 code for a protein of 121 amino acids. NCBI's taxonomy places the organism in Eukaryota, Metazoa, Chordata, Mammalia, Diprotodontia, Phalangeridae. Gene Ontology annotation, molecular function: hormone activity.
AUGCAGAGGUGCACCCGAAGCCUCCUCUUUGCGUCCCUCAUCCUCUGUGCCACCCUGUCAGAGACCCUGGGACUCAUGUUAUCCGCCAAGGAAAAGAGAGGCUGGACCUUGAACAGUGCUGGUUAUCUCCUUGGUCCACAUGCAGUUGACAACCAUAGAUCAUUUAAUGACAAGCAUGGCCUCGCUGGCAAACGGGAGCUCCAGGCCGAAGAUGGCAUGAAGACAGGAAACUUUGCAAGACCCACAGCUGAUGACAACAUUGUGCGUACAGUACUUGAAUUUCUGACAUAUUUGCAUCUCAAAGAAGCCGGGGCCCUUGAUAAUCUGCAGUCUGCAAUCUCAUCAGAAGAAACAAAUCAAUCCUGA